CUUGACCAGCAACUACUCCUGCGCGGUGGAGGGCUCUUCUGCUUUGGAAGCUUGGAAGGCCUGAGCUCUACCCUUUUCCAAAAGAAGAGCCCAGAGAAGGUCCUUUUCUACAAAUCUCAAAGCUAUGGCUCAGGAGUCAGUGAUGUUCAGUGAUGUGUCCAUAGACUUCUCUCAGGAGGAGUGGGAAUGCCUGAAUGAUGAUCAGAGAGAUUUAUACAGAGAUGUGAUGUUGGAGAAUUACAGCAACCUGGUUUCAAUGGGACAUUCUAUUUCUAAACCAAGUGUGAUCUCCUACUUGGAGCAAGGGAAGGAGCCCUGGUUGGUUCCCAGAGAGCCGACAAGAGGCCAGUGGCCAGUCCUGGAAUCAAGAUGUGAGACCAAGAAAUUAUUUCUGAAGAAGGAAAUUUAUGAAAUAGAGUCAGCCCAGUGGGAGAUAAUGGAAAAAUUUACAGGACAUGACCUUCAAUGCUCUAGUUUCAGAGAUGAUUGGGAAUGUAAUGGCCAGUUUGAGAAACAACAUGGCUCUCAGGAGGGACAUUUCAGUCAAAUGAUAUUCACUCAUGAAGACAUGCCCACUUUCAGUCAGCAUCCAUCCUUUACAUUACAACAAAUCAUUAAUAAUAAAGACAAAUACUGUGCAACUAAAGAAUAUAGGAAAACUUUUAGACAUGGCUCACGAUUUACUACUCAUCAGGUAAUUCAUACCAUGGAGAAGCCCUAUGAAUGUAAAGAAUGUGGAAAGUCCUUUAGACAUCCCUCAAGACUUACUCAUCAUCAGAAAAUUCAUACUGGCAAGAAACCCUUUGAAUGUAAGGAAUGUGGAAAAACCUUUAUUUGUGGCUCAGACCUUACUCGACAUCACAGAAUUCACACUGGUGAGAAACCCUAUGAAUGUAAGGAAUGUGGAAAGGCCUUCAGUAGUGGUUCAAACUUUACUCGACAUCAGAGAAUUCACACUGGUGAGAAACCCUAUGAAUGUAAGGAAUCUCUGGCUUCUGUGGACUCUAUGCUUCUCUUGGUUGACCAGUUCUUGAAUUUCUAA
Molecule: messenger RNA, 1042 nt
Organism: Propithecus coquereli (Coquerel's sifaka)
Lineage: Eukaryota; Metazoa; Chordata; Mammalia; Primates; Indriidae
Gene: ZNF566
Product: zinc finger protein 566
Exons: 6
Coding region: 125-1042 (305 amino acids)
Biological process (GO): negative regulation of transcription by RNA polymerase II
Molecular function (GO): DNA-binding transcription repressor activity, RNA polymerase II-specific
Source: RefSeq, a predicted model, not a curated record